UUAGCUGUUAGGGUGUUAUACGGCGAAGGAAUUUUCACGAGACUCUGUGAGAUGCGUUUUCACGUUUGACGAGGACACGACCAGAACUUUUGCUGCUCGGCCAUGGGGGCAGGAAAUUCGGUGUGAAUUUUCCGGAUCACGCAGACGAGACGGAUUUCCGCGGAUCGCGACCGAUUACAUAAAGGUGUCCCGGGUGUCGGAAAGUUGGAAAAGUGCCGUGGAAAGCGCGGAAAAGCUCGAUUCUAGGUUGUGAGGAAAAAUCGGGUCGUGUGAAAAAGGGCAAUCGAAGAAAACGUGAAAAAAUAGUCUAUUAUUGAUUUCGGAGGGGGACCACCACACAGUUUGGGCUCGGUGGAUUUCCGGGGUCGACGGCGCGGCGUGUGCACGAAAAAGUUCAAAGUUAAGGAAAUUUUCCCCUCCCUUGUGGGCGAGAUUCCGUGUGUGUGACGUAGUCCAGGGAAAAGAAAGGAAUUUUUAGCUUGUCCAGCAAUCAAUCACGCCACAAAAUGCAGCCACCUCCGAGAAAAGGAAACUACACCAAGUUCCUGAAAAAUCUCCACUCGGAACAGUUGGCCAAGCUGCUGCUCAAGAACCAGAAUGAGUGCGAGCUGCUCGAGGACAUCCGCCAGUUUACCCUUAAGCGGUCGGCCAUCGAAAAGUCGUACAGCGAGGCGCUGCUCAAAAUAUCGUCCGCAUAUCUCAACAAAAAGCAAGCCUGCAUACCGGAAAUUAAAAUGGAUGGAGCGGACGAGAAAUGGAACAUGUGGAGCGUCUGGCAAACGGUGCUGGAGGAAAACGAGAAGCUGGCACGUGCUCGUCUAGCGGCCGUUGAAGUUUUCCAGCAGCAGAUUGCCGACGAGGCCAAGGUUCUACGCAGCAGCAAGCUCGGCACGAGCAAAAAGUGCGUCGAACAUCUGGGCCAGGUCCAGAAGGAGCUGCAGCUGUCCGUGCAGGACGUGGACAAGACGAAAAAAUGUUACUUUGACGAGGAACACUGCGCGCACGAUGUCCGCGACAAGGCUCGGGAUAUUGAGGAAAAGUUGAAGAAGAAAAAGGGUUCGUUCUUCCAGUCGAUAACAUCCUUGCAGAAGAACAGUGCCCGGGUGACCUCGCGGAAGGAGCAGCUGGAGGAAAAGUCGACCGGAGCUAGGAAUGAUUACAUUUUGAGUUUGGCAUCGGCCAACGCCCAUCAGAAUCAUUACUUCACCAUAGAUCUGCAGACGACGAUGGCCACAAUGGAGAACUACGUGUACGAGCGAGUCGCCGACUAUCUGGCUUUGAUUGGCCGUACGGAGCUGUUGACCUGCUCGGCCACGCAGAACUCGUUCGGAAAGAUCCGUGACCAGGCUCAGCAGUUGACGCGCGAGUACAAUCUACAGUGCUGCUAUCUGUACUAUCCGGUGCUGAAGCAGCACAUCCAGUACGAGUACGAACCGUGCGAUAACGAUCAGAUUCGGAAGAUUACGGCGGACCACGAUUCGGCCAUGGAGACGCUGAACCGCGAAGGAAAACGCUGGGCCGGUCGGGUGGCCCGAGAGAACAACGUAAUCCGGGAGAAUGCCCGCAAGCUGGCCGUCUGUACGGCACUGCGCGAGGCCGGCCACCGUACCGAUCCAAACGACCAGAACGGGCCGGAUCUGGAGACCAAGAUCGACGAGUUCCGCGAGAACAUCCGCAAGGCGGAGACGUCCAAGUGUAAGGCGGAAGCCCGGCUCGAGUGUCUCCGGAUUGGCGGCAUCAACGUCGACGACUGGAUUCAGGAGGCAGAAACGCUCAGCGUCGCGGAGAUGCCAAGGUCCGCCAGUUCGCUUUCGAUGCGUACGGACGCUUCGGGACAAGGGGAGAACCCCAGCUCGGACUCGUUCUACGACAGUGACAACGCAGAGCAAGAUCAACCAAUGUCGGAAUCUUCACCGGCCCCCAAGCAGCCGGAACCACCGGUGGACGAGUUCACGGCGGAUAGUGACGAAGACGAUGACUUCGAGGUGGAGCAAGAGCGCCAGAAGAUCGAGCAAAUCUCGCACGGCUGGGAGGACCCGACUCAAAUGGACUGGGGUAACGAGGACACGGCCGUGGCCGAGGCCAGCAUGCCACCUCAACAGCCCGCGGGACAGACGUUCAAGUGCACGGCUCUGUACUCGUACACCGCACAAAAUCCGGACGAGCUGACCAUCGUCGAGAGCGAACAGCUGGAAGUCGUCGGCGAAGGCGACGGUGACGGAUGGCUCCGUGCUCGGAACUACCGCGGCGAGGAAGGUUUCGUACCGCACAACUACCUGGACGUCGAACGGGACACUCCGGUGGACACCCACACGCCGGCCCAGCUGUCGACGCAGAUUUCGUUCUCGUCCGUUGACUACACCGUGGACAACGAGGACCAGGAUCCGAUGCAGGACUCGGGACAAUCGCCCGACCAGAUCUCCGUAAUCUCGGCCCCUCGCAAGGCUCCACAGAUGUACUGCGUUGCACUGUACGACUACGACGCUACGGCAGAAGACGAACUCACCUUCGAGGAAGCGAUGAUCAUCAAACUAAUCACCAAGAGUCCCCAUGGCGUCGACGACGGCUGGUGGGAGGGUGAGCUGGACGGCAAAAUCGGAAACUUCCCGUCGCUGGUCGUGGAGGAAUGUGACGAAAACGGGGAACCGCUGACCGAUGCCGAGGACGAAUCUCCGCCACCGUCGGCACCGCCCUCGUUUGCAGUGCCGGCGCCACCCAUGGUUCUGCACCAGGCGACUCCACCGGAAGGGGAGAGUCCACCUGCUUUUGACGACCACAACGGAGACGUUGCGGUGGAUCGCUUUGAGUUCGAGAUGAACAAUGAUCAGCACGACAAGUAUGGAACGCAGUUUUCGGCUCCACCACCGUCGCAGCCUCCGCCAGUCGUGAUUUGUGAAGAUCCGGAGGCCGAACUAGCCGAGGAGGAAGAGGAGGAAUCUCGCAACGCUUCAGCGGCCGCAGCUCCGGCCGCACCGGCAGCAGCUACUGCUAGCAACGGUGGCGACCCAAACUCGCUGAAUUUCGCCAGCAUCAUCGUCACAGCUGCGACUCCAAUGCACGACGAUUCGGAGAAGAAAUUCUUCCCACCCUCCGACGAGGACCAGCCGCCGCCAGAGAAGCCUGAGAUAAUCGAAAAGCAGGAACAGGAAACGCAGGAGGUCAGCGCCAGCGUCAAGUCCAAGGUGGAGUCACCGCCCAAGGAGAAGCAAACGCCCCCGACGAAGCCACCAACUCCGCCUAAACCGGCCAAGCCACCAUCGCCCCCGAAGCCGGCCAAGGUUGCGUCACCUCCCAAGGAGCAGGAGAUCCCACCACCACCAGCCCCGGCGCACUCAUCGUCCUCGUCGUCGUCCACAUCCAGGGGACCCUCGGGCAUUCUCGAAGAGGACGAGGAAGAAGACGAAGACGAGGACACUUCGCUGCCGCCGCCACCGCUCGAGGAACCGGCCGCUCCGUUUGAGGCCAACUUUGACGGCGGUUCCGCCGGCGGCGCCUUCGAGGCCAACUUUGAAGCCAAUUUCGAUGCCAACUUUGACGACGCGUUCGGAAGCGCCCAACCGGAACCGGAAAUUCCGAAACAGGUCGUGGGUGGACGGGCCAGCAUACCGGAGGAACUCGAACCGCAUCAGCUAGCACGUCUGCAGAACCUGAAGGAGUCAAACGCAUAAUUCGGUGCGGCAUCGUACAUUAGAGUCUAAUUAGACUUAUCGUUAAGUUGACCUUUAGCAAUUGUGGCACAAGCGCCAUUUUAAUCAAAUUCACACACACACACGCACGCGCAUUUGCGACUCAAGUCAUGAUUUAAAUCACGAAACAGGUCGAAACCAGUGAGCCAGUAUUCAGGUAUUUAUCAAUCGUAAGUUGGAAUUCACGAUCAUCAACUCAGAACGCACCUUUCACGAAAAAAAUGAGAAAGAUACUAAUCAGACGCACCUUUUUGUGUGGAUUCAACCGCUGAAACAAUAACGUGCAAGAUACAAUCACCACAUUAACAGAAGAAAAAAAUACUAAAAAUCCGACGAGCAACAACCAAACAGUGAAUUUGCCAUUUUAACUCUUAUCGGUGUUUAAAAGUGCGAUAUCAAUAGGGAAGAAUACUCAGCUAAUGUUAAGAAUAACUAGGACCAGUAAAUGUGAACUUCUUCUUCUGAGCCCUCCCUCCUCGACCGUUUUCCAUGAAAUAUGAGCAAAUGCUUGUUUGGGUGGUUUAGAAAUUAAAAUUUCCACGAAAUUAAAAUUUCUACGAAAUUAAGAUGGCCA
Culex pipiens pallens (northern house mosquito) is the source of this 4260-nucleotide messenger RNA. It is a transcript of the gene nwk, whose product is annotated as protein nervous wreck. The record is from RefSeq and is a predicted model, not a curated record. Gene Ontology annotation, biological process: neuromuscular synaptic transmission; regulation of actin filament polymerization. Gene Ontology annotation, molecular function: protein binding. Gene Ontology annotation, cellular component: recycling endosome; neuromuscular junction. The transcript has 9 exons. Bases 507 to 3668 code for a protein of 1053 amino acids. NCBI's taxonomy places the organism in Eukaryota, Metazoa, Arthropoda, Insecta, Diptera, Culicidae.